Parus major (Great Tit) is the source of this 9435-nucleotide messenger RNA. It is a transcript of the gene TMEM245, whose product is annotated as transmembrane protein 245. The record is from RefSeq and is a predicted model, not a curated record. Lineage: Eukaryota; Metazoa; Chordata; Aves; Passeriformes; Paridae. The transcript is spliced from 18 exons. Bases 40 to 2541 code for a protein of 833 amino acids.
CCGCGGCUGCCGCUGGGCGGCCCGGGCGGGGCGGCGGGGAUGUCGCUGCCGCGGCUGGAGAAGCCGAUCAAGCAGGCCUUCUACAACACCGGGGCGCUGCUGUUCGCGGGGCUGUGCUGCGGCGCCGCCGUGCUCGUGUACUUCAUCCUGGAGGCGUUCCUGCGGCCGCUGCUCUGGGCCGUGCUCUGCGGCACCUUCCUGCACCCCUUCAAGACCUCUCUGACGGCGCUGGGGCGGCGCUGGCUCGGCCGCCUGCACCGCUCCCGCACCCCGGUACUGCUGGCCGCCCUCCUCCUGCCCAUCUGCUUCGCCGACUACGGCGUGGAGGCGCUGGGCGAGCAAGUGCUGCGGCGGCGGCGGCUCCUGCUGCUGCUGGGCGCCGGGGGGCCGCUGCUCUACGGGCUCUACUGCCUGGGCAGCUCCCUGGGCGUGCAGGUGCUGCUGGCACAGGCCGCCCGCAUCAUCUGCCAGGGGCUCGACUACUUCAGCAGCCAGUGGAUUUGGACACUGGUAGUUGGUUACUUGCUGAUGGUUUCAUUCAAGUGGAAUAUAAGCACUGAACGUUACUUAAAAGCAGUGUCUGUUCCUGUCUGGAUUAUGCUGCUCUUUCAUUUAGCUUCUGUGGCAGGUUCCUGGAGAAUUCCUGUAUUUCUGGUUAUAGUUGUUCUGAUGACAGUAGGCAUGUUGCAUGAACAGCAGAAUGGAAAGGAGUCUUCUGGUGCAGAGCUUCCUGGUCAGAUGAUUUCCAUUGCUGCUUCAACAAUUGCCAUGGCAAUUUCAAUGACAGAAGAUGAGUCCAAUAAUGAACAUUCCUCCCAACCCUCAGGAGCAACAGCAGAAGGUGAUCAGCCUCGACCUCCACAAGCUUCAUCAUCUUUCAGCUCCUCCUCUUCAUCAUCUUCUGGGAACAGACAAAGACCUGAGAUUGGAUCUUUUCUUAGAAAAAAGAAAACUAGUGAUAUUUACUUUGUUACUCUUGUGUGGGCGAUUGUCAUUGUUCAGAUCUGGCUGAAUUUUUGGAUUGUGCAGCUAUUGCCAGUGCCUUUUGCAGUUUGGGCUCUUAAAAAAUUCGUGGUUCAUUUUGGAGUUUUGAACUUCAUGGCAAAGCACUGCAAAAGUUGGUGGCAACUUGUUGAGAAUUUUGUUAAGGAACGUCAGGAAGCUCUUGCUCCACGGCCCAUCAGAGGACUUGGAAGUGUUAUGCUAAAGCUUGACAGUAAGCUGUGGCACUGGCUUAAUAAGAAGAUUAUCGUGUGGUUGGAGAAAAUGCUAGAUAAAAUAAUCAGCAUUUUCAUAAUAUUUUUACUGGUGAUAGGAACUCUUCUGCUAGCUCUUCUCCUUACUGCAAAGGUACAUCAAGAGAGCGUUCACAUGAUUCAAGUCACAAGCAGCUUGAUCAAUGAGACAGUAGCCAGUCACCCAGAAUGGGCAAACUGGCUCCCAGAAGCUCAGGUCAUUCAGAAGGCGCUCAAUUCUGCAGCUAACAACGUAUACCAGUAUGGCCGAGAAUGGAUCACACACAAGCUCCAUAAGAUUUUAGGAGAAAAAGUAAAUAACACUGCUGUGAUUGAAAAGCAAGUGCUGGAGCUCUGGGACAGGCUUUAUCACUCUUGGUUUGUGAAGAAUGUAACACAUUCUGGAAGACACAAAGGACACAAAUGGCACAUAAACCGUCAAAACAGCUGGCUUGGAGAUAUUCUGGACUGGCAAGAUGUUGCAUCCUUUGUUCAUGAUAACAUCGAAACAUUUCUCUCCAUCCUCGAGUCUCUGUGGAUAGUGAUGAGUCGCAAUGUGAGCCUCUUGUUUACCACGGUUACAGCAUUAGUGACAAUCCUCUUCCACAGUGGGACAGCUCUUCUCAAUUUUGUGCUUUCAGUGGUGAUUUUUCUGACUACGCUGUUCUACCUGUUGAGCUCCAGUGAUGAGUAUUACAAGCCAGUAAAAUGGGUGAUAAGCCUGACACCUUUGUCUCAGCCAGGUCCCUCCUCAAAUAUAGUUGGCCAGUCUGUGGAGGAAGCAAUAAGAGGUGUGUUUGAUGCUUCCCUCAAAAUGGCUGGGUUCUAUGGACUCUACACUUGGCUGACUCACACUAUAUUUGGGAUUAACAUAGUCUUCAUACCAUCUGCAUUAGCAGCAAUCCUUGGAGCAGUGCCAUUUCUGGGGACAUACUGGGCAGCAAUCCCUGCAGUCCUAGAUUUGUGGCUUGUGCAAGGACAGGGAUGCAAAGCCCUUUUGCUCUUGGUUUUUCACCUCUUGCCAACCUAUUUUGUAGAUACAGCAAUUUAUUCAGAUAUAUCAGGAGGUGGUCACCCUUACCUAACAGGCCUUGCAGUAGCUGGUGGAGCAUAUUACUUGGGGCUGGAAGGGGCCAUCAUAGGACCAAUUCUACUUUGUAUACUUGUGGUUGCUUCCAAUAUAUAUAGUGCCAUGUUGGUGAGUCCAACAAAUUCUGUGCCCACUCCAUCACAAGCAACGUGGCCUUUGCAGAUUUACCGGUCACCUAGAGAGAGUCCCGAGGAGAUGAAAAUGUCUGCAGAGUGAUGGAGGUGCUGGGAUGCACCUCUACAACAUGAGGGAAUCUGUCUUCUGUCUUGGGUUCACAACAGCCAUGGCCUUCUGUCCCUUCCCAGCUGUGCCUGGGGGCAGCUCACAGGGAAGCAUAGACUGGGUUUUAGGAGAAAGCACUAGAACAUCUGCUGGUGUUGCAUUAUUGUGCACUUUGCUUCGUCGAGAGAGAAUGUCUACUUCCCAUGGCUUUGCAUACCAACACACAGUCAGCUGCCUUGUUGAAGACUUUGAAGACCUUCUGUCUUAUCAAAAGAAUAGUUAAGAGGACAGGUACAUCCACUGGAGUUAUUAUCUGCUGAAGUUAUUAACUUGGCUUUUAUUUAUUGGGUUAUUUGUCUUAUUAAACUGUAGUAGCUUUAAAGAAAGCUGUACUUCCAAAAUAUUUAUUAUUAGGCAAUCUGGUGGCAAAGAAGGGCAAACCACUCAUUGUGAAAUGAAAGUAUAAUAUAAUAGUUUGCUCCCCCUCAACGUGUUUCUUUAUAAGCUUCAACCAUCAUCUGUAACUCAUAAUAACACUUAAAUAUUAUUCUUUUACACGCACUGAAAUUUAAUGUUGUUGGAGACUGGUAUUUUUUAAUACCUUCCUGAUAUUAAUAGAAAUGGAAAAUGUUAAAUGUGGGUUUUCCUCUUACUGACAUACGAGGACUUGUUUAAAUAGUUUAAAUCUUGCCCCCAUGUGCAGCGAAAUCUGAUAAUAUUUUGCUGUUUGUCCACCCUCCCAGUGGAGUCAUCUUGUCAACUAAAUUUAAUCAAAGGCCUUAAGUGUUUUCAGAAAGUAGUAAUGUAGGAUAGUUGCAUCUCCUUCCAGUAACUGGAAGAAGUUUAAUGGGGAUUGUUUAAUGCUGGUUUUCAAAUGCUGUGGCUGAGUUCAAUUCACUUUUUAAACAAUUUUACUACCAGAAAGAAAGGGGAGAGAGCAUGGAUUUGGUUUACUUUAGUUGGGGCUUUUUAAUCCUGUAAGUGUCUGGCCAAAUAAUUUUACUGAGAUAUAGGAUAUAUGCUAAUAUAUUAAGGUUUAUCUUAUUAAUAAACAAAGAUCCUGAAUUUCUGAAAUUAUGUAUUGCCUAGGUCACAGUGUCAAAUCCUCUAGUAUUUUUCUUCGAUACGUAAUUUUGCUUAAAAUGCAGCUUUGGUGACAUUUAAGGCCUUUUGUAUUGAUUGUCAAAACAUUUUGACACAAUGGAUCUUUAUAAACAGAUCCUUUUUGUAAAUGGGAAGUGGGGUUUUUUGGAAAAUAUUUCAUACUUGCACAGCUUUUCCACAAAUCCAGUGAGGCCCUAGGUACAAAGUAGCAGAUGCACUUGCUUAACCAAAGAACCACCAUUCAGUUUCUGGUAACUUGAAUUGAUUUCAGAGGUUGAUUGAUAAUGAAUUGUACAAAAUACAGGCAUGCCUUGUAUUUGCUGUUGACAGUAAUUCAAUGCUUGAAACAAAGGGAUCUUAUCCAGGGAUGAAGAUAUCUAAGAUGUGUGCACAAACAGCUUGCAGUAACAGAGGUGUUUUACUUGACUUCUAGGAGUGCUGACAUAUUUGAAGGUUCUUUCUAUGAUAUUGCAUGUAUUUUUACGUUGUUUUGAAAAGCACAUUGCCAUUGCAAAGUGAUUGGAAAGUACCCUGAUACUGAAUAAAGUCCGGCUAUAGGUUCACAAUAAACAGACUGCCUAACAAGACACAAAUAGUCUGUUCCUCAGAUUCUCAAAAUAAGCUGCUGCAAUUUUACUGAUGAAAUUCUAUGUUUUAAGUGAGAGGGGUUGAGUAUGCUGUUUGUGCACGCUUGCAUGUAUGUGCUUGAGGGACAAACUUGGGCUUAAUUUACUAGGUUGACUCAGGUUUAUCAAAAUAAGGAAACAUCCCAUUUAAUAUUUUAAAUUCUGAGAUAUCUGCACAUCACUUUCAACUAACUGAAUAAGAAGAACGUGUUGCUUGAAUCACAUAUCUGUUUUAUCUUCUUGGGUUUUUGGCUUACAAAAAUGCUUAAAUGAAACACAUUUUUAUAAUUGUUGCUGGCGAGGGUGGAGGAUGUGGGAAAACCUGAGGCUUUCCUAAAAUACUUCUGCAGCUUUCUAACCAGCUGGAAUGAGACCACCAUGAUAUUUAGGUAACUAUUGUAUUACUGGUUUUUUUAGUUCACACUUUUUCACUGAAUUGUGUUCUUGUUAUAGCUUGUAGACAACAUUUAAAACACCUCUUUGCUCACUGGUCAAGACAUGUUUAUUUUCCACAUGUCCUAUCCCAUUUUCUGGGACAAUCUUUCAUACUCCUGUGGUACUCUACUUAGUAAUUUUGAAGAGUCAUUAAAAAGCAUUAUUCUGUUUGGUUUUAAGUUGUCUUCUUCCCCUUCAAUGGAUUGCCUUAGGUCAAAGAAGGGUCUCUGCUAUGAAGAUUAAAACCGUGAUUGUGACACCGUUAACUUCAGUAAUGCAAAUGAGUAAAAUUGCCUGAGAAGAUACUCUGCUGUUUUGAAAUGUUCCUUUUCCAACGUGAAAUCAUUUUAUAUAGAGAAUUCACAUCUGAUGGAGUGUUGUUUAGUUUGUCCUCCUUUGAAAUGAGGCUUCAUUUUGAUGCUUUCUGUUCCAAAUUGAGCUCAGACUUGCCAGGAAGAACCAUCCAUAGUACAUCCUUACGCAGUAAAUGUAGCUUCAGGAACUCAUGCUGUGUGCUGUAUCUGAUUGAGGAACCAACUGUAUGGUUCAGUAAUGGUGCAGUAACAUAUACAUCCAAAAAGCAAAGAAAAAUAUGGAACAAAACUUCCAACACCUUGGAAUAGGAAAUAGUCACUGAUUUUCACCAUGUUUAGAAAAAAACCACAAAAAUAACCCCCAAAGCCACAAUAUACCACCUUAUGAAAGGGCAUACUUCCAUUUUUUGGGUUUUGUGUUUGGCAAGUGUCUAAUUACCAGCAGAAAUGGAAGACCUUGUCGUUGGGUAUUUAACAAUCCAUAUUAUUUUCUAAGCAGACUCAGCUGUAAGAACAGUUUAGUUUAGAUCAGUCUCACAUUAAUGUGAACAUAAUCAAACAGUCAUUUUGACUUCUGGUCUUUGAAAAGUGCCAGUUCAUGGUUAUAUUGCCUCACCUGCAAAAACAACCAGCAGUUCAGUGGGAUAAGUUUUUAGUACAUUGAUUGUAGCUUUCAAAAAAACCAACUCAACUCACUCCCCCCUGCAAGAUCCCACAACACCACCAACCAACCAACCAAAAGGCCCCACCACUCUCUGCAGUGCGGUUUUCUUAGGAGAGACAGUCUUUUCUGUAAUGCUUGUAGGCAAGAAGUUGAUUGCAUUUAGCUUUUCUGUAAUCAGUCAUUCCAGGAGCAGGUACUUACUAAGUGUAUUUAGUGCAUUUAGUGUUCAAUAAUUUAGAGUUCAGAAGGGAAUGCUUGUGGUAGUGCAGGACAGUGUUGUCUUACGGUAUUGUGAAAUUCAGCUGUGCUGGUUUUUGUCAUUCUCCUUGGGCAAUUGACUUGUUGCAAUUUAGUGUGGUGCCAAAGGGCUGUUUCUGGCACUCGAGUCUGAGUUAGCCUUUCCUUCCUGUACCUUGGCUGAACACUGCUGUAGCAGUGCAGACUGUGUGCCAGUCUACAGCCCAGCAUGUUAGCUUCAGGUCACUGUAAAUACUGGCUUGAUUGGAUCCAUGAAGGAACAAGCUGCAGUGGGCAAGAAUCUGGCACACAUUUCAUUCUGCCAGCCUUACUACUGUGUAGUGGCUUUCAGCACAGGUGCACUGUGGCCAGUUGGGAGCAGAAAUUACUUAUUUUGAAAGGCUGCUUAAAAAAACCCAGUUUAGCAUUAUAUUAAUACAUAUGAUGCACAUUUUUCAGGAGUUUGUACCUACAUGAUCUUUCUGUGCACAGUGCUGUGUAUGUGUGCAGGUUAUCUAUGGUGCACUUGGGCUUGUCUGAUUUCAAGGUCUGUGUGGCUUUUCUUAAAGACACAGGAGAGGAGGAUACACUGGAUGUGUAUUUUUUCAGUGAUUAUUGGAAUAGCAAAUCCAUAAUCUGUUUAAUUAAAAUAAGAAAAAAACAUUGUUCAGGGGAAAUUGGAUUCUGUCUCCAGUGUUAUCCAUUGUGGGUAUAAGCAUAACUUUUGAAAUAGGUGUAAGGCUGCAAUGUUAAACGUUGUUUUUCAGAAAGCCUGAAAAACCAAAACUGGAUUAAAUUGUUCUCCAGUAAAAGCACCAGCUGAAUUACCAUGCUGCUGAUCCCUAGUACUAGGAAUACUAUAGAGUGUUACUUUUCCUAUGGACCUGAUACACUGAGAAUGGAAAAAUACCAUUAUUCUACUGAGAUUCCAUAGCUUUGCAUCAUUGGUAGUGGGUGUUUCCACAACUGCCCUUAUUCAGACAUCGUGUUUCUAUUAUGUUGACUUAAAUUUGUCACUGUAGAUAGUGCCACCUUAAUGGAUGCUACCUCUGGAAACAGCUAUGAUUUCCUUUGAAGGUACUGAAGGGGGUUGGGAUUGGAGGUAGCGUUCAUUAUGUUUAAUAGCAGAGGUAGCAUCAUUCCUCUAGAGAUGCAGUUGCUUACCUUGAAGUUUGCAAUUUUACAACAGAAAAUUGAUUUGCCAGAUAAUCUUUAUUGAGUGCCAGCUGACAUCUCUUAAAUCCAUGGAUGCAUCAUCUUUAGAAACUCUCUGUUGACUUGUAUUUCACAGAGUUUCUUCUUAGUACUAUUUCCUGUACUUUUUGCUGAAGACAACUUUGACAAUUUCCUUAUUAUUCCUAUUUGUACAAAACUAGAAUCACUUAAAACUCUUAACAAACAUUAGGGAGAUUUGAUCUUUCACCUGGUACUGUCUAUCUGUCAGUUUUACUAAGGUAUCUUAAUGCUUUAUGGUAAAAUUUUCCAAUAUUGCUUUUAAGUGAUAAAAUUGGAAAUAAGAAAAAAAAACAAUGUGGAAAAUUAAUUUGAUGUUUUUAAACAAGAAACAAUGCCAGAAGUCAUAAACAUAUUCAGGGAUUCUACAUUGGGUUUGUAAAUGUAUAUAUUGGUAUGCUGUGUCACAUAAAUAUUGGGAGUCUCUGUUCUAUUCAGAUUUUCACUGAAAUUUUGUCUUCUUUCUUUUUUUUUUUUUUGUUGAGAUACCUGAGAACAAAACAGUGCCUGUAUAUAAUGAAAACAAGCAACAUUUUCUACAAUUCAUGUUUACUUGAUACAGAUUGAGGAAGAGACAGGCAAAUCCUGGUAGUGUGACUACCACUGUUUCAUUGUAGUUCAUGUAAAGUAGGGGAAAGCUGCUAGUAACGCAUUGCUGAGAGAUUGCUGUUCCUGGAAGUAUUUGCACACAUCCUCUGAAAAGCUGCCAAAAUUAAUAGGUCAUGAAAGACAUCUUCAGUUCCCCAGACUCCUAAACUCAUCCACACCUCCUCUGGUAUCUUGUCUGGAAUAUGGUCUAGUACAUGAGAGUAUUGCUUCCAUCCCCUUUUGGGAAUUGAUUCCAGGACCUGAAGGCAUGCUUUGAAUGUCCAUAUUGAAAUAGUAUGACCAAUUCAGGAAGGAAGUGCUGAUUGAAAGUAAAUGCAUCCUUGAUCUGCUGUGCAUAUGGAUGGACUUGGACAAAUAUAAUUCAUGUUGCAUUGAAUUGAAGAUUAAUUUUUUAAUAUAAAUACUAUUUGGUGGCACCAAAGCCAGAUUUGAGUGAGAAGCAGGGCAGAUUUGCUUGCAGUAGGGUCAAUCUGCAAGCUAAUAAAGCAAGAGUGAGUGCUCUAGCAUAUAUAUAUAUAUAUAUAUAUAUUUAUAUAUGAAGAAUUUUUAGAGCUGUGUUUUUAAAGUAAAAAGUUGAUUUCUUCUCAUAGCUUCACAUUUUACCCACUACAGUGUUGUGUACAGUGAUCCAAUGAGACAUAAACUUAAAGAAAUGUUUCAUGGUAUUCAUGUAAAUUAGAUGUAAGAAACAUCACAAAGCCAAAAAGUAGCCAUGCUACAAAAGUCCAUUAGGCUUAAGAACUGGCAUCUAGAUCAUAAGGUUGAAAAAACAAAAUCCCAGUAUUUGCUAAUCUUCCUUCCAGUAUCAGCCUAAACCUGAAUCUUUCUGAAGUAUCAAUAAAAACUGCUUCUGUGUUAAUAACCUACUGUCUGUGUAGAUCAAUGUUUUCAGCUUGUCAUCUGUCAUCAUGAGUAUAUUUGUCAAGCAUUCAGUUUUGUUCACAUUGUUGCCCUUAAAAACAGAUUUUCUGUGCUUCAGUGAUGGCUGGAUGGUUGGAAACCAACUUUUUGUAUCAGUAGUUAGGUGCUGUUUUUUAUAUAUAUAUAUAUAUAUAUAUAUAUAUAUAUAUAUAUAUGCUGGCUAGCAUUUGAUAUUUUGGUCAAAAGAGGAGGAGGGUUUUUUUUCCCUUGGGAAAUUUCACCAAACCAAAUCCAAAGAAACUUUUGACAUCCUAUCUUAAGUCUGGCUACACCCUACUCAAACCUAGCAGCGGGUGCUUUGCAUUACAGAGCACGGGUUGUUCUAAAGUGUGUGUUCCUACCAGGCCCCCUGGGGGAUUUGGAGCAAUAACUUCUAUUGUCUGUUGACACAAAUUUUGUCUGCACAUGCUAUGCAUCUUCAGAAUGGAACUAUGUUCAAAACUGAUGUUAUCAUAAUUGGGUUUGGUACAGUACCUGGUUUUGCAUGUAUAAUACAAUAUAACUCCUCUGUCCAUCUGUGGCCCAAUAAAAUGUGUAAGUUAAGGUUGAGAACUACUUGUGUAGACUGCAGAGGUAUUUAAAGUAAAUAAUUUUGAUUGUAUGCACCAGUCCUCAUCCUCAUAAAAAUCAGUUUUGUAGCAGGUUUAAGAGGCUUUUAACUUGAUAUUGUAUUCACAUUGCAGUCCUUUGUAAGCACAGAAUGGUUAAUAUAUUUUGAAAUAAAACACCACUAACAUAAAGAGAA